AAGUAUUAGUACAGAGGAUAGCCACUAGAAUGAAGUAGUACUGAGGAGAGAUUGGGAAGAGAGUAGCAGUGGUGAGAGUUACCACACAGUAUAUUAGCAGCCAAUUAAAGGGAACAGACAUGGAGGAGGAAGUGGUUAACUGUUGGGGAGGGAAAACUAGCCAUAGCAGGAAUAGGAGACUCAGCCUAUGGCUGUGCCCAUCCUAGAGGUACUUUUUUCUGGCACCUGAGUUUUUGAUCCAUGCUGUGUGUUUACUGGCAAGACAGUUGUUACCGAAAGGGUUUUAAAACUGUGCAAGCUGUAAGAUUUUAUACUGUUUUUGCUGUACAGAUUUUAUAUGCUGGACCUGAUCAUUGCCAUGGCACCGUAUGCAGAUGAACCCUCCAUUACUAAGAUCUAUCACACUAUUUUGCCAUAUCUGGAGGCUCUAAACAGACGGUGAACCUCAACAAGCAGUAUUUGUAUUUGGGCAGUUAUAAUAAAGCUUUAUUGUGUAUUUCACAGGAUAAAAAUCACAGUUUGCAGAAGAAAGCCUAUAGAGUUUUGGAGGAAAUAUGUGCAGGGGAACAGCCACCAUGCAAAGAAUUUGUAAACAACAAUCUGGAAGAAUUACAGAAAACACUCCUGACUUCCCUGAAAAGCACUUCAUCCUUUCAUCCCCUGGUAAACGGGCUUGAGCUGGUAAAGUCCAUGUUGCUUGAAGAUUACCAUAAAGUCCUAGUAAACAUCCGUAAGGCUGAAGCCAGAAAUAAGAGACAGAAAGCAUUGAAACAGGCUGCAGCAGUGGGGGAGGAGGACGAUCAAGAAACCAAAAAACUGGAGGGAAAUAGUAUGGAAGACAUUUUGGCUGAUUCUGAUGAAGUAGAGGAAGAGGAAGAGAAACCAACCAAACAACAAAAGAAACGGGCCCGGCAGAAGAGCCAGGCUUGGCUUAAAGAAGGGGAGGAAGAUGACCCAGUAAAUUUCCUUGAUCCCAAAGCUGCACAGCGUGUACUGGCUCUCGACAAAAGGCCAUGAUUCCCAGACCUGGAUGUAAUGGAGAAGAAGGGCACGUAACCUCCUUUGCAACCACAGACUGGCACAGAAAAAAGAUAUUUUGUAGCAGUUACCGUAAAAGAGAUGCCAUAAGAAUACAGCAAUUCAGUAAGUACCCCUUUUUCUUAAUUAAACAUUAUGAAUGCUGAAGGUUUGCUCUCAUUAUGUUCCAUGGUGUGUGCUGAGAAGCCAAAUAAUGUACCCGCUUGUGUUAUACUCACAGGGAUGCAUUGGGACAGUGAAUGCAAUAAAAGGAACAAGUAAUAUUUUUUCCUACAUUCCAAGUUUCUCUGUGUUUCUUUGGGUAUGGUGCUUUAAGGUUAAUGUGCUCCAUUAUUACAUUAUACGU
This is a messenger RNA of Xenopus tropicalis (tropical clawed frog), 1384 nucleotides long. It is a transcript of the gene rrp12.3, whose product is annotated as ribosomal RNA processing 12 homolog gene 3. Bases 691 to 1017 code for a protein of 108 amino acids. The transcript has 4 exons. NCBI's taxonomy places the organism in Eukaryota, Metazoa, Chordata, Amphibia, Anura, Pipidae. The record is from RefSeq and is a predicted model, not a curated record.